This is a messenger RNA of Lactuca saligna, 538 nucleotides long. The record is from the annotation of a GenBank genome assembly. NCBI's taxonomy places the organism in Eukaryota, Viridiplantae, Streptophyta, Magnoliopsida, Asterales, Asteraceae.
AUGCUCGAAUACAUUUCUCUCUCCUCGCGAUUAGGCGUCUUCGCCCGUGGAUGGGGCUACACCACAAGGCCUCUACGCACACCUGCAACGGUCUUCAUGCGGAGGUGGCCAUGCCACGGGAAAACUUGGUGUGUAGCUCAAAGCCAGGCUACCGAACCGAAGUUGCAACAAGUUCUUGACUAUCUUUGUGGACAACUCGACUGCAAGGAAAUUCCACCUGGAGGAUCAUGCUUUAACCCUAACACUGUGCGAAAUCAUGCGUCUUAUGCUAUUGAUCUUAACUUUCAAAUUAAUGGUGUAUGCGAUAUUAGUUACGCUACUACUGCUAUCACAGAUCGAUCUUUCGGGACAUGUGUCUACCCAUAAGUAUAAAAAAAGUCGUAAUCAAACGACACAUUGAAGGGAAGAGCAUAUAUUUAAAAUUCUUGAAAGGUGAAAAGAAUGUAUAAAACAAUCAAAUAAGUGGGAAUAAAAUUUUCUUUUAGUCUUUACCUGUUUUGUGUUAUAUUAUACUCUGUGUAUGCUAAGAACAUCGUAU